Molecule: messenger RNA, 882 nt
Organism: Cinclus cinclus
Lineage: Eukaryota; Metazoa; Chordata; Aves; Passeriformes; Cinclidae
Gene: NXPH4
Product: neurexophilin 4
Exons: 3
Coding region: 1-882 (293 amino acids)
Molecular function (GO): signaling receptor binding
Source: RefSeq, a predicted model, not a curated record
AUGAUGGGGCUGUAUGCCCUGCCCAGGGCUGCUCUCUCUGGUCAUCCAGAGCAGAAACUGUCGGAGCAGCCAAGCACCUGCCAGCUCAGGGCGACAGUGAUUGACGAGACGGUGUGUGCUGGCGGUCACGUCGCCAAGACCUUGGGGUACUUGGAGAUGGGCACCUCUGGCCUCCUCAAGGAUGUCCCCUAUGGCACCCUGAAGCCCCCAGUGCUCAACCCCGGGCGGCUGAUUCCAGCAGAGCCCUCCCGGGGCAUGGGGACACCGAUGGGCACCGGACGGAGCCCCUGGGACUGGCAGAAGAACCAGACAGCCGGGGAGCUGCUGAACCCUCGCGCCCACCGCAAGCCCACCCUCAAGUCAAGCCGCACCAAGAAGAUUUUUGGUUGGGGCGACUUCUACUUCAACAUCAAGACACUCAAGUUCAGCCUCCUGGUGACGGGGAAGAUUGUUGACCACAUCAACGGCACCUUCAGCGUCUACUUCCGACACAACUCCUCCAGCCUGGGCAACGUCUCCGUCAGCAUCGUGCCCCCCUCCAAGGCGGUGGGUUUUGAGGUGCUGGUGCCCGGCCCCCCACCACUGCCACAGCCACCGCCCCCUCCCCAGCAGAGCACCCUGCCUGAGGGGCGCCCGGCCAAGGCGCUCAAUUGCCACGUGGAAUAUGAGAAGACGAACCGGGCGCGGAAGAACAAACCGUGCCUGUACGACCCGUCCAAGGUGUGCUUCACGGAGCACACGCAGAGCCACGCGGCCUGGCUCUGUGCCAAGCCCUUCAAGGUCAUCUGCAUCUUCAUCUCCUUCCUCAGCAUCGACUACAAGCUGGUGCAGAAGGUCUGUCCCGACUACAACUUCCAGCACGACAACCCCUACUUCGGCUGA